AUGGCCCAAACCGUGAACCCCCUCUUUAUCCGACUUGAGAAGAAUGUUGCCGCUCCGCCGUACGAAAGGGGGUGGAAUUACGUGGAGCGCCGGAACGGGCUGCUGUGUUUGGUGAGAAAUAGGAAGGAUGUGUUUCGCCUCCACCGGCCAUCGAAGAAGAGAACACCAACACCACCAACGCCGCCGAGACAUAGAGGCCCAGAACCAGAGAGGGAAGUGAUCAUUGUGCGCGAAGAGGACAUGGAUAUCAUUAGUCGCCAUCGCCGAGGCCGUCCAGAAGGAGACAGACUGUUCGUGGAGAUGCCGCAUGAACGAUCCGAGCGAGAAGGCUCAGGCGACCUGGGAGACACAUCCCCUCGAUCACGCCCACGAAUCGAGGUCCGACAACCUCUCAACACCACACCGCCGCCCUCUCCGAUCUUCGACACUCGCCACGUUGAUUCGUUCCCAUAUCGCAUCGUUCAGAAAAUCCCCGUCGAGCGCGCCCGUCUUCGUCGCGCCAAACCUCUCCAAGUUCCAGAUGACAUUCUCCCAUGUCCACCAGUUGAGGUCGGCACCUACUCUAAAGAGGAGGUCUUUGACCCAGUCGACCUCCCUUCCCGCGAGCCCCGGCCCUACCACAUUCCGGAACCCGAGAACGCUGUGUGGGAUGAGGACAUGAAUGCGUGGGUGGUCCGACGCUCGCCGAAAGUGCGGUUUUCUUCUUAG
Fonsecaea erecta is the source of this 708-nucleotide messenger RNA. RefSeq lists its product as hypothetical. Lineage: Eukaryota; Fungi; Ascomycota; Eurotiomycetes; Chaetothyriales; Herpotrichiellaceae. The transcript has a single exon. The record is from RefSeq and is a predicted model, not a curated record. The coding region runs from base 1 to 708 and encodes 235 amino acids.